Notodromas monacha is the source of this 7210-nucleotide messenger RNA. The record is from the annotation of a GenBank genome assembly. NCBI's taxonomy places the organism in Eukaryota, Metazoa, Arthropoda, Ostracoda, Podocopida, Cyprididae.
AUGUGGCACCCGUACAUCCUCGCCCAGCAGCAAGCUGCUCAAGCGCAAGCUGCUCAUAUUCUCGCUGCUCAGGCCCAGGCGCAAGCCGAAGCCAUUGCCGUGCAGCGGCAUGCCCAAUCUCAGGCGCAAGCCCAAGCUCAUGCUCACGCACAGCAGUUAGCAGCAAAGGAAAACUUGACCGAAGAGAAACUUCAAGAAAAAGCAAAGAAAUGGCUUCAAUUACGCUCGAAGCGCUUUGCCACGAAAAGAAAAUUUGGGUUCGUGGAUGCCCAGAAAGAAGAUAUGCCGCCAGAGCACAUCCGCAAAAUUAUUCGGGAUCAUGGGGAUAUGAGUUCGCGCAAGUAUCGUCAUGACAAACGUGUCUAUUUGGGAGCCUUGAAAUAUAUGCCACACGCUGUUCUGAAACUCCUUGAAAACAUGCCGAUGCCGUGGGAGCAGAUCCGUGAUGUUAGUGCAUUGUACCACAUCACCGGUGCUAUUACUUUUGUGAACGAAAUCCCGUGGGUGAUCGAGCCGAUUUACAUCGCUCAAUGGGGCACGAUGUGGAUUAUGAUGCGUCGUGAAAAACGUGAUCGACGUCAUUUCAAGCGAAUGCGUUUUCCUCCAUUUGACGAUGAAGAACCCCCGUUGGACUACGCUGACAACAUCCUCGACGUUGAACCGCUGGAAGCCAUUCAAAUGGAAUUGGAUUCGGAAGAGGAUAAACCUGUUUUAGAUUGGCUGUAUGAGCAUAAGCCGUUGGCGGAAUCGAAAUUUGUGAAUGGGACAACUUACCGACGAUGGCAGUUGUCUUUGCCUCAAAUGGCAACUCUGUAUCGUUUGGCAAACCAGCUCUUGACUGAUCUUGUAGAUGAGAACUACUUCUAUCUCUUCGACGUGAAGUCGUUUUUUACGGCCAAAGCUCUAAACUUGGCUAUUCCGGGUGGACCCAAGUUUGAGCCUCUUGUGAAGGAUCAGAGUCAUUUGGAUGAAGACUGGAAUGAAUUUAACGACAUCAAUAAAAUUAUCAUUCGCCAGCCGGUUCGAACUGAAUAUCGGAUUGCGUUUCCAUAUCUGUAUAACAGCAUGCCGAAGUUCGUUCAUUUGUCGUGGUACCACACUCCAAAUGUGGUUUACAUCAAAACGGAGGACCCUGAUUUGCCUGCUUUCUAUUUUGAUCCAUUGAUCAAUCCGAUUGCACAUCGUCAUGCUGUGAAGUCGUACGAGCCUGUUGUUGAAGAUGACGAGGAUUUCGAAGUUCCAGAAUUUUGCCAGCCCUACAUGCAAGAAUUUCCCUUGUAUUCGGAUAACACGGCUAACGGAAUUUCACUGCUCUGGGCCCCACGACCAUACAACCUCCGGUCCGGUCGUUCAAGAAGAGCUGUGGAUGUUCCUCUUGUCAAAACGUGGUACAUGGAACAUUGUCCCGCUGGAAUGCCUGUUAAAGUGCGCGUGUCAUAUCAGAAGCUUUUGAAAUACUUCGUGCUCAAUGCUUUGAAGCAUCGGCCACCGAAAGCGCAGAAGAAACGCUAUCUCUUCCGAUCGUUCAAGGCAACGAAGUUCUUUCAGUCAACCCAGUUGGAUUGGGUGGAAGUUGGGCUGCAGGUGUGCAGACAAGGAUACAACAUGUUGAAUCUUCUGAUUCAUCGCAAGAAUCUGAACUACCUGCAUUUGGAUUACAAUUUCAAUCUCAAGCCUGUCAAAACGUUGACUACGAAGGAGCGUAAAAAGUCCCGAUUCGGAAAUGCUUUCCAUCUGUGUCGCGAAAUCCUCAGACUCACAAAGUUGCUGGUUGAUGCGCAUGUUCAAUACCGACUGAACAAUGUGGAUGCAUUCCAACUUUCGGACGGGAUCCAGUACAUCUUCUCUCAUGUUGGUCAGCUGACUGGAAUGUACCGUUACAAGUACAAGUUGAUGCGACAAAUCCGGAUGUGCAAGGACAUCAAGCACUUGAUUUAUUAUCGUUUCAACACCGGAGCUGUGGGCAAAGGCCCUGGCUGUGGGAUCUGGGCACCUGCUUGGCGCGUCUGGCUGUUCUUCCUCCGCGGAGUCACGCCGCUGUUAGAACGAUGGCUUGGAAAUCUUCUCAGCCGACAGUUCGAGGGUCGUCAUUCGAAAGGUGUUGCCAAAACAGUGACGAAGCAGCGUGUAGAAUCCCACUUUGAUUUGGAGCUUCGUGCUUCUGUGAUGCACGACAUUCUUGACAUGAUGCCCGAGGGUAUCAAGCAGAACAAAGCCAAGACGAUCUUGCAGCACUUGUCAGAAGCGUGGCGUUGCUGGAAGGCGAACAUUCCUUGGAAAGUACCCGGAUUGCCAACGCCCAUCGAGAACAUGAUUUUGCGUUACGUGAAAAUGAAGGCGGAUUGGUGGACGAACACAGCGCACUACAACCGUGAGCGUAUUCGUCGAGGGGCGACCGUGGACAAAACUGUUUGCAAAAAGAACCUAGGAAGACUAACGAGAUUGUAUCUCAAGGCCGAACAGGAACGGCAGCACAAUUACCUUAAGGAUGGUCCGUACAUCAGUCCAGAAGAAGCUGUUGCGAUCUACACAACCACUGUACACUGGCUGGAGUCGAGGAGAUUUGCACCGAUUCCGUUUCCCCCAUUGUCUUAUAAGCACGACACAAAGCUGCUGAUUUUGGCGUUGGAGCGAUUGAAAGAAGCUUACAGUGUGAAGUCGAGGUUGAAUCAAAGUCAGCGCGAGGAGUUGGGCUUAAUCGAACAGGCUUACGAUAACCCUCAUGAAGCCUUGUCUAGGAUCAAGCGUCAUUUGCUGACGCAGCGAGCUUUCAAAGAGACUGGGAUCGAGUUCAUGGACUUGUACAGCCACCUGAUUCCGGUUUACGACGUGGAGCCGUUGGAGAAAAUUACUGAUGCAUAUUUAGAUCAGUAUUUGUGGUACGAAGCUGACAAACGAAAACUCUUUCCUCCGUGGGUGAAGCCGGCCGACUCGGAACCUCCGCCUUUGUUGGUGUAUAAAUGGUGCCAAGGAAUCAACAACCUUCAGGAAGUUUGGGAAACGUCGGACGGUGAAUGCAACGUUUUGAUGGAAACACAGCUAGAGAAGUUGUACGAGAAGAUCGACUUGACUCUGCUCAAUCGUUUACUGCGUCUGAUCGUCGAUCAUAACAUUGCCGAUUAUAUGACUGCAAAGAAUAACGUUGUCAUCAAUUACAAAGACAUGAAUCACACCAACAGUUAUGGUAUCAUCAGAGGAUUGCAGUUUUCCAGUUUCAUUGUUCAAUAUUACGGCCUCGUGAUCGAUUUGUUGAUCCUCGGGCUGCAAAGAGCUUCGGAAGUCGCUGGACCUCCACAAAUGCCGAACGAGUUCUUGACUUUCCAAGACACGGUUUCGGAAGUGGCGCAUCCUAUUCGACUGUACAGUCGUUACAUAGAUCGAAUCCAUCUAUUCUUCAGGUUCACUGCGGAUGAAGCCAAAGAGCUGAUCCAGCGGUAUUUGACGGAGCAUCCUGAUCCGAACAACGAAAACAUUGUUGGUUACAACAACAAAAAGUGUUGGCCUCGUGACUCCCGUAUGCGAUUGAUGAAGCAUGAUGUGAAUCUUGGACGGGCCGUCUUUUGGGACAUCAAGAAUCGAUUGCCUAGAUCCGUGACCACGAUCGCCUGGGAGAACUCAUUUGUCAGCGUUUACUCCAAGGAUAAUCCAAAUCUCCUCUUCAAUAUGGCUGGUUUCGAAUGUCGCAUCCUGCCAAAAUGCCGAACGCUGCAAGAAGAGUUCACGCAUCGCGAUGGAGUGUGGAAUCUUCAAAAUGAAAUCACCAAGGAAAGAACUGCGCAAUGUUUUUUGAGAGUUGACGAUGAAUCGAUGGGCCGAUUCCACAAUCGCGUCCGCCAGAUUCUUAUGGCCUCAGGCUCAACGACUUUCACGAAGAUCGUGAAUAAGUGGAACACGGCAUUGAUUGGGUUGAUGACGUACUUCAGAGAAUCGGUAGUGAGCACGCAAGAACUUUUGGAUUUGCUGGUCAAGUGCGAGAACAAGAUCCAGACUCGCAUUAAGAUUGGUUUGAACUCAAAAAUGCCUUCGAGGUUCCCUCCCGUUGUGUUCUACACGCCCAAGGAGUUGGGAGGUCUAGGCAUGUUGUCUAUGGGCCACGUGCUUAUUCCACAGAGUGACCUGCGGUGGUCGAAGCAAACUGAUGUUGGCAUCACGCACUUCCGGUCCGGAAUGAGUCACGACGAGGAUCAAGUCAUUCCCAACUUGUACCGCUAUGUCCAACCUUGGGAAGCUGAAUUCAUUGACUCACAGCGAGUUUGGGCUGAAUAUGCACUCAAACGGCAAGAAGCAAAUUCACAAAAUCGGCGCUUGACCCUCGAGGAUUUGGAGGACAGUUGGGAUCGUGGGAUUCCUAGAAUCAACACAUUGUUUCAAAAGGAUCGACAUACGCUGGCUUAUGAUAAAGGCUGGCGUGUGAGGACGGAGUUCAAGGCCUACCAAGUGCUGAAGCAAAACCCGUUCUGGUGGACUCAUCAGCGACACGACGGUAAAUUGUGGAACUUGAAUAACUACCGAACGGACAUGAUACAAGCACUAGGCGGAGUGGAAGGAAUCUUGGAACAUACGCUGUUUAAAGGAACUUAUUUCCCCACGUGGGAAGGUCUUUUCUGGGAAAAAGCAUCAGGUUUCGAAGAGUCGAUGAAGUACAAGAAGCUGACGAACGCCCAGAGAUCUGGUUUGAAUCAAAUUCCGAAUCGUCGAUUCACGUUGUGGUGGUCGCCGACGAUCAAUCGUGCCAACGUAUAUGUUGGCUUCCAGGUUCAACUUGAUCUCACGGGAAUUUUCAUGCACGGAAAGAUUCCAACGCUAAAGAUCUCGUUGAUUCAGAUCUUCCGUGCUCAUUUGUGGCAGAAGAUUCACGAGGCUGUUGUCAUGGAUUUGUGUCAGGUAUUCGAUCAAGAACUGGACGCAUUGGAGGUGGAAACUGUGCAGAAGGAAACAAUUCAUCCGCGAAAGUCCUACAAGAUGAAUUCGUCGUGUGCGGACAUUCUGCUGUUUGCCUCUUACAAGUGGAACGUUUCGCGUCCAAGUCUUCUCGCCGACUCGAAGGACACAAUGGACAACACAACGACUCAGAAGUAUUGGUUGGACAUCCAGCUUCGUUGGGGGGAUUAUGACUCGCACGACGUUGAACGUUAUGCCAGAGCCAAAUUUUUGGACUACACGACGGAUAACAUGUCAAUUUAUCCUUCUCCUACUGGGGUAUUAUUGGCAAUUGAUUUGGCCUACAAUUUGCACUCUGCGUAUGGAAAUUGGUUCCCGGGCUCCAAGCCUUUGGUGCAGCAGGCGAUGGCAAAGAUCAUGAAAGCCAACCCGGCGUUGUACGUGUUGCGUGAGCGAAUUAGGAAAGGCCUGCAGUUGUAUUCUUCGGAGCCGACUGAGCCGUAUUUGUCGUCGCAGAACUAUGGAGAAUUGUUCUCCAAUCAAAUUAUUUGGUUCGUCGAUGACACGAACGUUUAUCGUGUGACGAUUCACAAGACGUUCGAAGGAAACUUGACGACGAAACCGAUCAACGGUGCCAUCUUCAUUUUCAAUCCGAGAACAGGACAGCUGUUUUUGAAAGUCAUCCAUACUUCUGUGUGGGCUGGUCAGAAGCGUCUUGGUCAGUUGGCGAAGUGGAAAACCGCCGAAGAAGUUGCUGCUUUGAUUCGCUCUCUGCCUGUGGAGGAACAACCUAAACAAAUCAUCGUUACGAGGAAAGGCAUGUUGGAUCCCCUGGAAGUCCACUUGCUCGAUUUCCCCAACAUUGUUAUUAAGGGGAGUGAACUGCAGUUGCCGUUCCAAGCCUGUCUGAAGGUGGAGAAAAUUGGUGAUUUGAUCCUGAAAGCGACGGAACCGCAAAUGGUGUUGUUCAACUUGUACGACGACUGGCUGAAGACAAUCUCAUCCUACACCGCGUUCUCGAGAUUAAUUUUGAUUCAACGUGCGUUACACGUCAACACGGAUAGGACGAAGGUGAUCCUGAAACCCGACAAGGGAACCAUUACCGAACCCCAUCAUAUCUGGCCUUCUCUGACGGACGAUGAAUGGAUCCGCGUUGAGGUCCAGCUCAAGGAUCUCAUCCUCGCCGAUUACGGGAAAAAGAAUAACGUGAACGUGGCGUCGUUGACUCAGUCUGAAAUUCGUGAUAUAAUUCUUGGAAUGGAGAUCAGCGCUCCGUCCCAGCAGAGACAGCAGAUCGCAGAAAUUGAGAAGCAGACGAAAGAGCAAAGCCAGCUGACAGCCACGACGACGCGUACCGUCAACAAGCACGGCGACGAAAUCAUCACUACCACCUUGUCAAAUUACGAAACCCAAGCUUUCAGUUCGAAGACAGAGUGGCGUGUGAGAGCUAUUUCUGCGACCAAUCUUCAUCUCCGCACGAACCACAUCUACGUCGCCUCAGAUGACAUCAAAGAAGCUGGAUACACUUACAUUUUACCGAAGAACGUGUUGAAGAAGUUCAUUGUGAUUUCUGAUUUGCGUGCGCAGAUUUCUGGGUACAUUUACGGCUCGAGCCCCGCGGACAAUCCUCAAGUGAAGGAGAUCCGCUGCGUAGUGAUGCCGCCGCAGUGGGGCACUCAUCAGAGCGUAAAUUUGCCCCAUACUCUGCCAAACCACGAGUACCUCAAGGACUUGGAACCCCUGGGUUGGAUGCACACGCAGCCUAAUGAGCUGCCGCAAUUGUCGCCACACGACAUCACGACUCACGCGCGGAUCAUGUCGGAUAAUCCAGCAUGGGACGGCGAGAAGACCAUUGUCAUCACUUGCAGCUUCACGCCGGGUUCAGUUUCUUUGACAGCUUACAAACUCACUCCAAGCGGGUUUGAAUGGGGUCGAAGCAACACGGACCGGGGAAACAACCCGAAAGGGUAUUUACCCUCGCAUUACGAACGCGUGCAGAUGAUCCUUUCGGAUAGAUUCCUGGGAUUCUUCAUGGUCCCGGCGCAUGGAUCGUGGAACUACAAUUUCAUGGGCGUGAGACACGAUCCGAACAUGAAGUAUGACUUGAUGUUGGCGAAUCCGAAGGACUUCUAUCACGAAAUCCAUCGCCCGUCUCACUACCUGAAUUUCGCCUCGAUCGAGGAAGGGGAUGUGUCGGGAGCUGAUCGUGAAGAUGCUUUCAUGUGAGAACAUUUGCAUGUUGUGUGUUGUUUCAUUUGUAUGCUUGUUUCCAUUUCGGGCAAUUUGUUCUAGAGGUGAACAAAUUAAAAGCCUUUGUGACACGGAGAAA